AUGGUCAGGGUUCUCGACUACGGGAGGGCUGACGGGUGCAUUAUCCUUUUUGUUGUCGAAGCUCAUGGAAAGACUGGAAUUCCAAAGGUGGUAGAAACAUGGGGGCAGCCAAAUGCUUCAUCUUGUGUCCUUGCUGCUUCUUAUUCUGAUCACAAAACUGAUCCGCUUUUGGCUGUUGCUCGCAAGAAUGGUUCGGUUGAGUGUCUAAAUCCUAUUAAUGGAGAGGCUUUGGGCAUCACUAAGAUCGAUCAACCCUUAUCACUGGAUGGCUCUCUUAAUGAUGAUCAUGUUGUUGGAUUGCAUCUCUUCAAAACUAAAGGAAUCGAUGUUCCAUCAAGGUCAGUUUCAUUACUUACCUGUCUGGAAAAGGGUAAUGCUUGCUUGAGGUCCAUUCCCGUCGGUGAUGCGCCAGAAAACUCAACUACUGCUUCUCAUAUUACAUGGAAUGUAUGCUCUUCUGGUAAAAUAAUAUGUUCUUCAGUGGAUAAAAGUGAGAAUUAUGCCUUAUUUGGAGGGUAA
This is a messenger RNA of Musa acuminata AAA Group (dessert banana), 519 nucleotides long. RefSeq lists its product as uncharacterized. Gene Ontology annotation, cellular component: preribosome, large subunit precursor; nucleolus. The transcript has 5 exons. The record is from RefSeq and is a predicted model, not a curated record. Lineage: Eukaryota; Viridiplantae; Streptophyta; Magnoliopsida; Zingiberales; Musaceae. Gene Ontology annotation, biological process: ribosomal large subunit biogenesis. Bases 1 to 519 code for a protein of 172 amino acids.